CCUUGCUCUGUGUUUUGUCGUGACCUUUGCUUUGGGAAAGGAUGUCUCUUUGUGACCGUUGAUCUUGAACACGAGAGCUGGAGGCUGAGCUGGCAAAAGGUUUGUCGUCUACCACCUUUGCUUUUCCCUUUUCUUCACGCGAAAGUCUUACUUUGGCGGGAGCUUCUUCUCUGGUUUGAACUUGAGCUGAAACUGAGCUUUGCUGACUAAUAGUCUGAAGCAUAGAGAAUGGCCUUGCGCAAUAUAUGUGUAUGCAUUGUUUCAGAGAAUAGGGCUUAAAAUGAAUUAAUAAUGUAAUUGAGUUCCCCGUGGUUUUACUAUUUUUAUUUGCAAACUUUUUCUGAUGUUUCUAUAAGAAUAAAUAAUUAAAGGCAUCAAACUAUCUCGAAUUCAUUCAUGUUUUAUGCAUAUAACAUUAAGUGAGUAUCUCUAUGCAUGGGUUAACAGGAUCAGUUAGGGUUUCAGAGUGAAUUAAUAAUACUUAAGUCUUUUUACGUGUGCGUUCUUACUAUUUUUAUGAACAAACUCUUUUUAAAUGCUUCCACAAUUGAAGAAGAAUAAAGACAAGUCUAAGCAAGUGGGAGUUUAAUUAAAAUUACUUCUUAUAAUAUUUGUUUUUGAAAUAAGAAUAUUUGGACUUUUGCAAUUAUGGCCAUUGGAUGGUUAAAAAAUGCGCACUCCUAUCCAUUUUUAGAAUAAUUAAAAGAAAAGGUAUCGCCUAUAUCAAUACUAAUCCCUCUUGCACCUGAAGACUUUGGAGGAAUGCAAAGAGAUUCCAGAAAACCAAAAAAAAAAACACAAUAGAUUUCAUUUCGAUCGUUAUCCCUCCGAUUUUUGUGUUUACUCGAAACUUAUUUUCAUUCUAUUCAGUAUAUCAUCGAACGUGCAACAAGAUCAUAUGUUUCUGAUGCAAAAGAGGCAACCCGGGUCUCUCUUUGGUCUUUAAUGGAUAACAACUUUGAAUCCUCAAACGCUUCACAAGGAAGCCGUCUACAGUUGCAUCCGCAACCGCCCCAGCCGUUUAAUUUACAAGACGUGGAUACGAUCCAUUACAGUCAAACCUCUCCAUGGACUACCGAGACGUUUUCAGGUUUUACUCCAUACGAUUGCAUAGCUAAUCAAUCUUUCUCCUUACAAUGUUCAUCUUCAAAACCCUAUCCUCCCUCGCUUCAUUCGUACGAUCAUCAAUCCUCGGAUCCUCCAUCAUUGGACCAAUCCCAAUCGAUGGUUCCUAUGCAACCUAGUCCGGAUCAAUAUUUAAAGCCAUUAUAUAAAAGAUCAUGCGUCAACGAUUUUGCAGCAACAAAUGCUUCAUCAGCCUCGUACUCGCUUUGUUUUGGAGCAAGUCAAGAUCCACAAGAAAUAUGUAGGGGGAACUAUAGUAAUUCUAAUGUAACACAACUGAGUUUCUCAUUAUCACAUCAUCAACCUAAGCAAACUCAUUCAAGAUUUUCUUCUCCUUCCUUCUCAACCUAUGGAGGGUCCAUGGUUCGCAACUAUGGGACGGUUACCGGGAACAAGACACGGAUAAGAUGGACUCAAGACCUUCAUGACAAGUUCUUGGAAUGUGUAAACCGCCUUGGUGGUGCUGAUAAGGCAACACCCAAAGCGAUAUUGAAGCUGAUGGAUUCUGAAGGACUCACAAUAUUUCAUGUUAAAAGCCACUUACAGAAGUAUAGGAUUGCGAAAUACAUCCCUGAUCCUCGAGAAGGCAAGUUUGAGAAGAGAUCUUGUUCCAAAGAGUUGUCUCAGCUUGACACGAAAACUGGAGUGCAGAUUAAGGAGGCACUCCAGCUUCAACUUGAUGUUCAGAGACAUCUUCAUGAACAACUAGAGAUUCAACGAAACCUACAAGUGAGGAUCGAAGAACAAGGGAAACAAUUGAAAUUAAUGAUAGAACAACAGCAAAAAACAAAAGAGAGUCUUCUCAAGUCACCAAACGCCGAAGUAUCGUUGCCUCUCUCCGCUUUCGAUCGCUCUCCUCCACCUUUCUCGUUACAAGACGCCGAAGCCAUGAUGCUACCAAGUUAUGAAGACACUCAUUUCCAAUCAAAGAUAAGUUGAACAACGAGAGAUUGGCUAAAUAAAAAAAGGCCUAAAGCAUGUAUUCUACUCUAUUCAAAGUGGUAUGAAGUUAUAAGAGUGGCGACAAGAGAAUGUCCAAAGUGCUACACACACUCAGACCCGGCUCAACUUCAUAUUGGACCCUUGGAUAAAUUUAAUUUAUAUGCAAUAUAAUUGAUUAUAUAUAAAAUUUUGGGCCCUUAUUGUAAAAAUACAACAAAAAUUUAGGCCCUUUUUAUUACUAAAUUUAUUUGUUUUAAAGGUGGGCCCUGGACGUGUGCCCCACUUGCUUACCCCUAGAAACGGCACUGCACACACUAACACUUGGAAACAGAAUCAGGUACUUUAUGUGUGCAAGUGGUGUGUGAUGGGGUACGUCUUAGUCAUAGACUAGUAGAUGUGUGAGAUUAUUCUUAAUUAUCUAUUUGUUUUAAAAGAACUCAUACAAAGAGAUAGCUUCUUAAAUUAGUAACGCUACUUUUACCAUUGUGCAUGAGCAACCCCACGUUUUAUGCUUUUUAAUAUAUUCUACUUUGAAUAUUCAAUUUAAUUCGUUCAUCUU
Molecule: messenger RNA, 2626 nt
Organism: Brassica napus (rape)
Lineage: Eukaryota; Viridiplantae; Streptophyta; Magnoliopsida; Brassicales; Brassicaceae
Product: myb family transcription factor PHL5-like
Exons: 7
Coding region: 946-2064 (372 amino acids)
Molecular function (GO): DNA binding; DNA-binding transcription factor activity
Source: RefSeq, a predicted model, not a curated record